GUAAAUGAACUGUGAUUUUGAUUCAUUUGUCUUCAAUUCGUGUAGCAGUGAGGACCACUGAAACUGACUACCAGUGCAGACAAGAAUGAAAAUGAAUUGGAUCAUUUUGCUUGGGUUGGUGAUAGGCAGUUCACCGUUUGCUCAGAACUCGGGGCUGACAUCGAAAACUGUUGACACAGGAGCCAAUCGUCGUGACUUUGAACAAUUUAAGAAAACCGCAAAAGAAUAUGAACCAGCAGCAUCGGAACUUGGUAAAAUGAUGUCUGGUGUCUUGUCCAUGGUUGGCGUGGACAACGCAGUGUCCAUAUCUCUGACCAAUAACCAUCAACUAGACCUGACUGAUCCACAUUGGUACAUCGUGGAUGGCAAGUUCGAUGCGCCACCUCCUGAUGUUCUUCGAAACAACGAAACAAUGGUCAUCACCUUUGAGAGACAUCCAAGUACAUUUUGGGGACUGAAGGGAACAGAAGGUGUUCUCACCUACAACAUAGGAAACAGCUAUCUAUUGAUCGUUUGGAGUGCUGUUUGGAGAAGUACGAAUAGGCUUCUGGUAAAGAUUAUAAAUCAAGAUCCCAACCCUGGUAGAAACUUGGAGGCUUCGACCUUGUUCAAAACAUACAAAAAAGAAGCUUGGGAAGCAGGCGAUUAUGGGAAAUGGCACUUUGGAACCAACACAAUGAUCAACUGCAAAUUUAUUGCAGCAAUGGGUAAUGGCGACAAGGCUCCCCUUCAAGUCUUUCUGUCCUAAUAAGCUGGCAAUGAUAUAUGGUAACAUCACCCUCAGAAAUGGCUUCUUCUAAGGCGCUUCGUAUUAUAGAUCUACUCAUUUCAAUAAAGUUACUCAUGUGAAAAGCUGCAAGGCUGUGACCUGCAAGAAUUAUGGGUAGUUACAUUUUUUACGUUUCAACCGCUUGAUAACUGUUGAUAGACUUGAGAUCUUUUACCAGCUACAGUUUCACCUCCUGUGAAAAUCUCCAAGCUGCAGUGUGUAUCAAAAGAUUUACUUGAUGGAUAUGAAAUGUUUUCCAUGAUCCUCUGCUGUCUCGGCUUCGUAGGUUUUUGUGACUAACUUUGUUGAAAUGACUGUACGUCCCUUUUGAGUUCAACGAACCUGUUCAGGUCAUGCUGAGAUACUAUUGUUAUACCAUAAAGAACGUGUGUGUGUGUUUGACUCAUAAGGGUUCAUGAUUCGUAAACAUUAAUUUGAUAGUUAUAUUGAAGAAAAAUAAAAUUGAAUUAUUUCA
Actinia tenebrosa (Australian red waratah sea anemone) is the source of this 1244-nucleotide messenger RNA. RefSeq lists its product as uncharacterized. The record is from RefSeq and is a predicted model, not a curated record. Lineage: Eukaryota; Metazoa; Cnidaria; Anthozoa; Actiniaria; Actiniidae.